AAAUAAAAGUCAUUUUUGUCACUUUUUUUUGUGUUUUUUGUCUGUUUUGUCUUGCUUUUGUCUGAAACGUCCUGAAACGGUAACCUAAUUGUCUGUGAAUCACGUUGUGUUGAUCCUGAGCUGCGUCUCACUGACUAAAGUCGCGGCGGAGAAGAGUUCGGAACACGAUCACCGGACCGGCUCUGCUCGCAGCGAAGGUUUCUACAGAAUCAGCCGGAGAGAGAAGAUGAAAUAUCUCAACGAGACGACGCCGGCGGCUGAGCUUCCCUCGACCAGCUCUCAGCAGGGAACGAGUUCGCUGCGUGCUGGAUCGGACUUCCGCUCGGAGCAGCGCCGCCUGCUGGCGUCCUUCAGCUGCGACAGUGACCUGCUCAAGUUCAACCAGCUCAAGUUCCGGAAGAAGAGGAUCCGUUUCAGCCGGAGUCAUAUUCACGAGUGGGGCCUGUUCGCCAUGGAGCCGAUCGCAGCAGACGAGAUGGUGAUCGAGUACGUGGGACAAAUCAUCAGACAGGUGGUGGCUGACAUGAGGGAGCAGCGGUACGAGGAGCAGGGCAUCGGGAGCAGCUAUCUGUUCCGGGUGGACCAGGAAACCAUCAUCGAUGCUACCAAAUGGGGGAACCUGUCGCGCUUCAUCAACCACAGCUGCAGCCCUAACUGUUAUGCAAAGAUCAUCAGUGUGGAGUCUCAGAAGAAGAUCGUGAUUUACUCCCGGCAGCCGAUCAGCAUCAACGAAGAGGUCACGUACGACUACAAGUUCCCCAUAGAGGAGACCAAGAUCCCUUGUUUGUGUGGAGCGGAGAGCUGCCGCGGCUCCCUCAACUAAACUCUGACAGAGGGUCGGAUUAUUAUGGGUUCUUCACACAGGGAGCGACAGUCCGCCUGCGUAGUCGCGUGGAUCCACAGACUCUACUGCACUCCGCCUGUAAACGCCAGGCGAUCAAUGUGUGGUAACCAUCGAGUAGGGAUGCAACUCUCUCUGUGUGAGUUCUCACUUGGACCAACAAGCCACUAUUUUGGCUGAAAUCUUUUCCACAUGUUUUGCAAGAAUAUGACUUCUCACUAGGGAUGCACCAAAUCUAGAUUUUCAGGGUUCGGCCAAAUACCGAAUCCCCUGGUUGAGAUUGUGCUGACUCCUCCUCCCGUCCUCAGUCCAUGAACCCAGUAAACACAUGAAUGAAGUA
Messenger RNA from Perca flavescens (yellow perch), 1181 nucleotides. Its product is annotated as histone-lysine N-methyltransferase SETD1B-A. Gene Ontology annotation, molecular function: protein binding; histone H3K4 methyltransferase activity. NCBI's taxonomy places the organism in Eukaryota, Metazoa, Chordata, Actinopteri, Perciformes, Percidae. Gene Ontology annotation, cellular component: Set1C/COMPASS complex. The transcript is spliced from 5 exons. The coding region runs from base 227 to 823 and encodes 198 amino acids. The record is from RefSeq and is a predicted model, not a curated record.